CACCUCAUAAAGGAAGAGGAGGAUGCGCUGCUGCAGUCCAGGUCUGGUCUGAGCCUCCAAACACCAUGAAGUCUGGGAUGUGGGCACCCAUCUCCUAGUGUCUCACCGAAGCAAGGCAGAUCCCACAGACUUGACAGGAAGAAAGUUCCCAAAAGAAAGGAGCAGGGAGUCUGUCACCGUUCAUGAGAGCAGCGCUGAUGGAGAGGACCUCUGAGACUCAGGAAAAGCAGAGCAGCGUGAUACUGAGCACGGCGAGCAGCCAGACAGGGGAGACCUUCUCACUCUACAACUACCUGAAAGGCAGCUGUAGCCUGGUGGAGGUCGGUCUGUUCUCCUUAGUGACAAGCAAUAGAACAAGAGGAAGCAGCCUUGAGUUGCACCAGGGGAGGUUCAGACUGGAUGUGAAGAGGAAUUUCUGUGCUGCCAGGGCUGUCAGGCAUUGGAAGGGGCUGCCCAGGGAGCUGCUGGAGUCACCUGGAGGGGUUUCAGAACCGGGGACUUUUGAGAAUUGAUUGCACUUUUAAGAAGCUUCUCCCAUUUUUAAUCUUGACUGAAUUGGCAAAAUGCCUGCUCCAGUUCCAGAGCUGUGGAACUACAUCCCAGAGGAAAUCCUCAUCCAGGUGUUCCGUUACCUUUCUCUUCGGGACAGAUACACCGUGUUCCAGGUGUGCAGGCAGUGGGCUACGGCUGUUUCCUCCAGCUCUGUUUGGCAUUUCACAGAGAUCAGCUGCGAUUCAGAGGAUGAGGAAGGCAUGCUGCAGAGCCUGCUCCAGUUCCUCAGCAGAAUCCAACACCUCAAGAUUGUGUUUGACCAGUCCAAAGAGGCCAACCGGAGGAACGUGACACUCGUCUUGGAUGCUCUGGUGAAACAGAACCACAAGCUGCAGCAGCUGUGCAUCGUGUGCCAUGGGGAGAACCCCUAUUUCUACUCUGGCCAGGACAUCCUCCAGAGCAUACGGAACAUGUGUGACCCGAAAAACCAGACACGUCUGCAGCACAUAGAUUUUCGUGGCAUGCCCUUCACUCUGGAUGGGGAGCUGGUCGAACUCUUGGCUACCACCAACCCUAACUUGCACAGUUUGUUCAUCAACAACCGCACCCUGGUAUGCAAUGUGGCACCAGACACCAUCAGGAAGGUUCUCAGAGCGUGUCCCAGGCUUUCAGCCUUGGGGGUUUACUAUGCCAGUUUGUCUGAUGAUGUAUUUCAGGAGCUCCUCGAGCCUGGAAGAGCAGCCUUCACCCAUUUAGACAUCUUCUGUGAGCGCCUGGAUAAGUAUAUACCAGUCAUCUCAGAAGAGCUCUGGGCUGCUGUAAGUCAAAAGCAUCCUCAGCUCUGUGUAGACCUAGAGUUUGAUCAUACGGUACCUGCCUGCAAAAUACCACUGAUCCUCAAACUGAAUAUCCCUGUGAGCACACUGCAACUUAAUACCUAUAAUUAUAUGGUAAAUCAGAUUCGGUUUGUCACCCAGAGCUACAGCAGCACUUUAAAGAAGCUGACACUGCAAACCACGUCCUCAGAGGACUUAAAUUCCUCCCUAGUAGAUCUGGCUAAGCAAUGCAGAAGUCUCUUGGAGAUCCACUGCUACUGUGUGGUCAGCCAGGAGGUGGUAGAAGCCUUCCUGACACACUGCCCUGCUCUGAAACAAUACACCCUGAAGGUCACCAGGGAACGGCACCCCUGGAGGCCAGUGACGCUUCGGUGACUGCCUCCUGCUCACACCCCGGGGAAGUCCUGGGCAUCUGCAAGAAGUCAGGGAAGGAAGAUUGAGGGCUGUAAGGAAAAUGCUGCAAAACGCCCUCUGCACUCGCUGAGAACAUGCUGUUCCACCAGCUCUGGCUGUUACAUGAGUCACACACCUGUUCUGCAGACCAAGCAUUCACACUCAAAUGUUGGCUGUACACAGGAAUAGAAUUACCCCACCUUUUGGGGGGUUUUGGUCUUUGUGGGGAUAAGUGUGGUUUUGUUCUUGAUGUGGGAUCUGUUUUCUUUAUGGGGACAGGUUGUUUUUCUUCUCUGUGGCUUUACAGAGCAGGAAUGCUGAGUUUACUCUUUGUGGGUUUUUACCUCAGCAACAUCUGAUUUUGAUUUUGCCUAUUUAAAAGAACCUCAAAGUCAAGCAUGUUUUGUCAGGAGCUCAGCAACUGCUUAAAUAGACAGGUAAGGGGGGUAGCAGCUUCCAUGCAGCUGUUUUUCUGCCCCGUGGGGUACUCAGCCACGCAGAUUGAGUGAGCUACAGCAAUGAACUGUGGGCAUCUGAUGGAAAAUUCACUCUAACCUUGAUUAUUCCUCCUGUGGCAUUUCAGUGGUGGUGAGCUUACUCACUGUCAGGUCACUUCCAGCACAGAGGGGUGUAACAGGAGCUGAAUGGUGUUAGAAAAUACAAGCAGUAGAAAGAGCACUUAAGGAAAAACAUUCACAAGGUAGUAAGAAGAGGCACGUGGCCUGAAUAUUCCCUCCUCCAGCUUUCUUUUGCUCAGGAAUGCACAUUUCCAGGUUAGAAUUGGAAUGCCUUUUGCAAAGACCUUUGGUUUUAUUACCCUGUCAGUGUUUCUUAGGAGAAUCAAGAGUUUUUGCAUCUGAUACCUGCAUUCACAUGCAAGUUGUCUUGCACCUGAGUUAGAAUAUCUGUGUUCUGGUCUGUUGUACCAAAGGUUUUGGUGAAUGUUGAGCAGUUUCUGAGCUGAAAUGAUCCUGGCAUAAAGCUACCCUGCAAGCACCUAUUUGGACCUAUCUAAAGCAUUUAUUAUAAUAAUAAAAAGCAUAUUGUCAUCUA
Molecule: messenger RNA, 2774 nt
Organism: Colius striatus (speckled mousebird)
Lineage: Eukaryota; Metazoa; Chordata; Aves; Coliiformes; Coliidae
Gene: FBXL8
Product: F-box and leucine rich repeat protein 8
Exons: 5
Coding region: 564-1703 (379 amino acids)
Biological process (GO): SCF-dependent proteasomal ubiquitin-dependent protein catabolic process
Cellular component (GO): SCF ubiquitin ligase complex
Molecular function (GO): protein binding
Source: RefSeq, a predicted model, not a curated record